UAUAACAUCCUUGCCACAAGGGUGAAGUUGCAUUGCAUAUUUCUCUGCUUCUUCCUUCUACAUCACCUUAUUCCUCUUUCCUCUUCAUUCUCUUCCCAAAUAAAACUAUAAUCAGUCUUCAGUGAUCGUCAACACUUAAGACCCAAGUGUAAAUGAAGAAAGUGGUGGUGAAGUUGAAUUUGCACGAUGACAAAGCAAAGCAAAAGGCCAUGAAGUCGGUUUCUAGCCUAGCAGGCAUCGAUUCUAUCUCCAUGGACAUGAAGGAGAAGAAACUGACUGUCGUGGGUGAAAUAGACCCUGUCGAUGUGGUGAGCAAAUUGAGAAAAACUUGGCACCCAGAAAUUGUAACUGUUGGGCCGGCAAAAGAGCCAGAGAAGAAGCAAGAAGACAAGAAAGACGAGGGCAAAAAAGAUGACAAGAAGAAAGAUGAUGAUAAGAAGAAAGAUCCAAAUCAACAAAUUGAGGAGCUUGUCAAGCUCUACAAAGCAUAUAACCCCCACAUGACCACAUACUAUUAUGUUCAGAGUGCGGAAGAGAACCCAAAUGCUUGUGCUAUUUGUUGACUCUGAUGUUUGAGAACAAUAACAAGUCAUGUUAAUUAUUGGUGAAUUUCAUGGCACCAGAGACAUAUAUGAACCCAAGUCAUGAAUGCUUUCUGUGUAAAUUAUAUUUUGGGUGGUUGAUUGAGACAUCUAGAGGAUUAAUUAAUGGUGUAUCAAAAUAGGCUAUGAAGGUUUUGAAUGCAUAAUAAGUAAAUUCAUGUGUGAAUUGUGGAAAUAUGCACAUUAUUGUGCUAUGUGUUGCCAAUAUUUCUCAUUUAAAAUUGUGUCAUACUUGUCAAUUGGGACUUUAUGUAAUGUAUUCAUGAGAGAAAUUGGACUCUACUUUAUGUAUAGAUGAUGCUGGGUGACCGUAA
Messenger RNA from Glycine soja, 916 nucleotides. Its product is annotated as heavy metal-associated isoprenylated plant protein 39-like. The coding region runs from base 153 to 563 and encodes 136 amino acids. Gene Ontology annotation, molecular function: metal ion binding. The transcript is spliced from 3 exons. Lineage: Eukaryota; Viridiplantae; Streptophyta; Magnoliopsida; Fabales; Fabaceae. The record is from RefSeq and is a predicted model, not a curated record.